Messenger RNA from Ectocarpus sp. CCAP 1310/34, 1653 nucleotides. Lineage: Eukaryota; Phaeophyceae; Ectocarpales; Ectocarpaceae. The record is from the annotation of a GenBank genome assembly.
CACGGGCAAGGGCCCACGGGCAACAAUGUCGGCGAGAAGUAGGACGAGCAACCAAUACUCGUCGACGGGGAACCCUUUCUACGCCAAGCUAUCGGAAUCAAAGGACGCGCUUGGAGCAGUCCUGAACAACCGGGGAGGGGACACACAUGGCAUCGCGGUGGAGCAGCCGCAGCUGAAGACAGCGAAACUGCGUGCGUCGAAGGUGACUGACCCCAUCCUCAGCAAUCCUCUGACGUCCCCAUCGAAGACAUCAUCAGAGCUGAGAGACAAAGACCUUUGCUUCGACUACUUCACGGAAGCCCUUCUGCGAGGCGUACCGCCUGUAGAUGGCUGCGGCGUCGGCACCCCCUUCAUCACCGAGGGUGAUGGCAACUGCCACCUGAACGCCGUGGCCCAGCUUUUCGUGGUGAAGAAAGUACGCGGGAUCAGGAACGACGUCAAGACGUUCGCCGCGAAGCUACGCCUGGCCAUCGUCCUGGAGGGUUUGCGGCACAUCGAGGCAUACGUAUCCGUGCAAGAAGAUUUCUUCAUGGAUGGGUCGAACUACGGGGAUGAAGUGCGUGACGAGCUGCCGAAGUCGGGGUGGAAGAUCGAGCCGGAUCUAGACAACAAGAUGCGCGUCGGGUCUCGUCAGUGCGCCAGGCUGAUGUUCAUUGCACAGCUCCGCCACACCGCCCAGAACCGUAGAUGGCUGCAGCAGUUCGUCUUCCCGAUCCUGGCCACUGUCAUACAGACCCCCCUGCGUGUCUUCCUUCCAUCCCGCAGCCUUUCGGACGCAUAUGGAGCGACGUGGGAUCACACCCUCUUCCGACCGCUCUACAGCUCUGGGCCGCCACGCCCAGCAGUCCAUGUCGUUUCAACGAUUGCCUCAUCUGCGGAAUAUCGACCUAAUUUCGAGGACGCGGCGGGUUGGCGGGCCCAGCACAUGCCGCACCUGCCCGAGCUGAAUCACUGGGUGUCGUUGUCCUCCGAAAACGCCGCCACAGCGCACGCGUCGGCCGUUGCGGCGUCUGCGCAGUUGAGGCAGACUGCAUGGCAGACCCGCGAUGAUGCGCAGGUGGCACUGGCACUGGCACAAGCUCAACAGGUGCCGGGGCAGGAGGAGACUAUCCUCGCGGAGGUGAAGACCGCCUUCAAGGAGGCCAGCGACAUGUGCAAGAAGCGCGAGGAUUACCACGCACUACUGACAGGCAACUACUUCGUCCCGUUGGCGUCUGCCCAGGCGGCAGCUGAAGCCGACAAGGAAGCCUACAAGAAAUGCGUGGAUGAAGAGUCCGAUGAAAGAAGGAGGAAAGCGAAAGCGGCGGCGGCGUCCCGGCCAAAACCUACGGAGCAGGGAGGGAGGUUGGGCGUCGGUGGGAAGACGGGAAGGGGAGAGUCGAGCGGGGGGGCAGCGAAGGGUGCCGGCGCGGCACAGGGAGGUGGUGAAGGCGGGGCGUCGGCUGGGAAUCCGGGAGCCGGAAACAAGGACGGGAGCCAGGAGGGCGGAGGCGUGGACCCGAACCCUUAUAUUCGUACACUCCGGCGCAGGGCCAAAGGAUAUCAGGAAAUGGCGGCCAAGUUCGAGUCUAAGGUGGGGUUGGAGUUGUGUGGAUGUUCGGGGUCUUUCACGCUCCAUGGCAUGAGGUUGACGAAAAUCAGGGUUUCUGCCCU